This is a messenger RNA of Scaptodrosophila lebanonensis, 3607 nucleotides long. Its product is annotated as unconventional myosin-VIIa. Bases 115 to 3138 code for a protein of 1007 amino acids. The transcript is spliced from 6 exons. The record is from RefSeq and is a predicted model, not a curated record. Lineage: Eukaryota; Metazoa; Arthropoda; Insecta; Diptera; Drosophilidae. Gene Ontology annotation, molecular function: microfilament motor activity; ATP binding; actin filament binding. Gene Ontology annotation, biological process: actin filament organization; vesicle transport along actin filament; sensory organ development. Gene Ontology annotation, cellular component: actin cytoskeleton; vesicle; cytoplasm.
ACAAGUAUUGAGACCGUGGCAGGAAACGGUUAGUCCAAAAAUUAUAUUUACUUUUAUUUCUGUUCGUUUGUGUUUUUUGAACAUCAACUCAACUGAGACGCAUACCUUCCAAACAUGUCCGAGUUGCUGGAAGAUCAUGGCGAAUAUGUCUGGGUUAGACCACAAAAUAACAGCAGCGAGUUCGCAGUGCCCUUCGGGGCGCGCAUCGUGCGGACAGAGAAGACGAAAACGCUGAUCUGUGACGAUCAUAAGAAACAGUUGUGGGUAACAGCAGAGGAUAUAGUUAAGGCCAUGCACCUGACCUCACGGGGCGAUGUAGAGGACAUGAUAACGCUUGGGGACCUGCAGGAGUAUACGAUAUUGCGUAACCUCGAGAACCGCUAUAGCAAGAAACUGAUCUAUACUUACACGGGUUCAAUGCUUGUGGCCAUAAACCCCUACCAAAUAUUACCCAUCUACACGCACCAUGAUGUUCAACAGUACCGCAACAAAAGACUGCACGAUUUACCUCCGCAUAUCUUCGCGAUCAGCGACAAUGCCUUUCAGCAGCUGCAGAGGCACCAAGCCAAUCAAUGUAUUGUUAUCAGCGGUGAAUCGGGCGCAGGAAAAACAGAAAGCACCAAACUUAUACUACAGUACCUUUCGACCAUAAGUGGCAAGCAGUCUUGGAUCGAGCAGCAGAUUAUCAAAGCUAAUCCCAUAAUGGAGGCGUUUGGCAAUGCAAAAACUAUGCGCAACGACAACUCGUCGCGCUUUGGGAAGUACAUAGACAUACGAUUCACGGAGCAGGGCAGUAUUCAGGGAGCCAAGAUCGAGCAGUACUUGCUCGAAAAGUCACGUAUUGUAUUCCAAAGUACGGGUGAGCGCAACUAUCACAUAUUCUACUCUAUGUUGGCCGGACUGACUCAGCCAGAGCUGCAACGUCUAAUGAUAAGGGAGCAGUCGCCUAGCAAGUAUCGGUACCUGGCGCAGGGCGGUUGCUAUACUCUGGAAGGCAAGAGUGAUGCUGAGGAGUUUGCUGAAAUACGGUGCGCCAUGAAGAUGCUAUCGUUUGCCUCAGACGAGAUGUGGAACAUUUUUAGUCUGCUGGCUGCUAUCCUUCAUCUAGGAAACUUACAAUUUAGGGCCACUGAGGUCUCUAACUUGGAGACUGUCGAGGUGGAUGAUACACAGAACUUGGACUGCGUAGCUAAACUGCUCGGUAUAAAUGUCUCUUCGCUAAAUCUGGCAUUGACUCAACGCACUAUCUAUGUUCAUGGCGAGCAUGUGGUGACAAGCCUGUCUAAGGACGUAGCUUUCGAGGGACGUGACGCUUUCGUCAAGGCGCUCUAUAAUGCCAUAUUUGUGCGAAUCGUGCGCCGUAUUAAUGAGACUCUGGACAAGGACGCAAGCAAGACUCUGAAUACAAUUGGUGUCCUAGACAUCUUUGGAUUCGAGAACUUUGAAACCAAUAGCUUUGAGCAACUUUGCAUCAACUAUGCCAACGAGAACUUGCAACAGUUUUUUGUCAGGCACAUAUUUAAGAUGGAGCAGGCCGAAUAUCAAAAUGAAGACAUUAACUGGCAACACAUUGAAUUUCACGAUAACCAGGAAAUCCUCGACCUUAUUGGUAUGAAACCCGUCAAUAUCAUGUCACUCAUUGACGAGGAAUCAAAAUUUCCUAAAGGCACAGAUCAAACGCUCUUAGAAAAGUUACACGUACAGCACGGUAAUCGGUCCAUUUAUGUGAAGGGCAAGACCACGCAGACUUCUUUGUUUGGAAUACGGCACUACGCUGGUGUUGUUAUGUAUAAUCCGCUGGGUUUUUUGGAGAAGAAUCGAGACUCGUUCAGCACAGACCUCCGUGCAAUUGUUAAAAAUUCGAAAAACAAAUACCUUGUGGAUAUAUUUCCAAAAGAGCUGCCUAUGGACACCGCCAAGAAGCAGCCGACUUUGUCCGUGAAGUUUCGUAACUCCCUUGAAUUGCUGAUGCGUACAUUGUCCUCGGCUCAUCCUUUUUUCAUACGGUGCAUUAAGCCAAACGAGUCUAAGGAACCUAAUAACUUUGACAAGGACCUUUGUGUACGGCAACUGCGCUAUUCCGGCAUGAUGGAGACGGCACGUAUUCGUCGGGCCGGGUAUCCCAUUCGUCACACAUACCGAGAAUUUGUCGAACGCUAUCGCUUGCUGGUGCCGAAAAUAGGUCAACUAGAUAAAUGUGACUGUAAGCAGGUGGCUCAACAAAUAUGUAAGACUUCGCUGCCGGUCUCACCGGAUCUGCAGUUUGGUCGCACUAAGAUAUUUCUGAGGGAUGACGAGGACACCAGCUUGGAGAAGGAGCGUUCACGUAUCAUUCUGCAUUCCAUCAUCACUAUACAAAGAGGCUUCCGAAGAGUGAUCUUUCAACGUUACCAGCAAAAGUACCAGGCCGCCGUCAUCACCGUACAACGUUUCUGGCGAGGGCGUCUGGCACGAUCUAAGUAUCUUAUUAUGCAACAAGGUUUCCAUCGCCUUGGCGCCUGCAUUGCGGCCCAACAGUUGACACAUAAGUUCAUAAUGGUCCGCAGCCGCAUAAUAAAGCUGCAGGCUCUAAGCCGUGGCUAUUUGCUUCGCCAGCAAUUCCGCGCCAACUUGGCAGCCGAACGAUUGAAAAAGGCAGAAGAGAAGGAGCGAAAGGCAAAGCAACGCCGUUCGCUUCAACUAGAAGCGGAGCAACAGCUUAUGCAGCAGGAGCAAAAGCUCAGAGAGCAGGAGUCACAACUGAGGGAACAGGAGAAAAUUAGGCAACAAGAGAAAGAGAGCGAACGGCACUUAGCAAUGGAGAGAAACGCAGCUGCAAUGGCGGCACUACAUCAACCAAAACGUACGAAAUCCCUCAAAUAUACAGAAGCUAAUGGUCGAGGAGGUAACGACAUUGUGGCGAACAACAACAGCUACAUAGAUGUAGAGUCAUCGAAACAAAUCGUAGAUGACGUAUUUGGAUUUCUGAAUGACGAAGCUGAUGUGAGUGGUCCUUUGGGUCCCAACGUUAAAGAAAAAUCUCAGAUGUUCGAGCGAGAGUUGCGGCUGCGAAAGGACAUUCCAACGAAGCUAUUGUCUAGACCCGUUAACUACUACGAAGCAGCACCCCGUAAGAUUAUUAAUCAGACACGCCUCUAGUCAUUCCGUCUCAGGGUUUUUUGAGCUCUCUGAUAUUAAGUUAAAAAAUGUAGGCCAAUGUUCGUCUAAUACAUCAUAAUGCGACCGUUAAAAUAGCCGUACGGUGAAAAGAUAACCUAUACUUCUGAUUAAAAGCUCUAAAUACCAACUAACUUGUAGCGGAGUUGCCAAAAAGAGUCGCCAUCACCUUGUCGGUCCUGUCCGACUACGAGAAGGUGGUUAUGGUGCUUCCCAGUUCGUUCAAACAGCCCAUAAGCCAAAAAUUUACCUUCUUGACUCGGAUACAUACUUUUCAACAGCAUCUACAAGUAUGUACUUUGCGAACAAUCUAAAUGAAAUACUCAACUGCAUUUGUUUUCAUAAUAUUUGGUCAUAUUCGAAUUUUGGUAUUUUUCAGGCUUGUCUUCGCCAAAAUGUUGUUUACUUCAUCAAGUGAUUUGUGAGAUAGAUAUAAGUUUUUUUUUAAAGG